GCAUGGCAGUUGAGGGUAUGAAAAUGCCGUUCUCAGCAAUUGCGUAUGGUUGCCGCUAUUGUACGCCUUUAAAGCACCAUCUCUUUAACAUCACUCCCCGUCGACGUCUACCUCUGCCGCCUCUCCCCGCUGCCACUCCCCGAUCUUCUUGUAAACUCCCAAACCCUAACAUCUGCACGGGACACUCUCUGUUUCGCCGCAUGGAGGGUUAUAAUUGGGUUUUAUUUGAGGGCUUGUGGAGGUUCUUUUCUAGAAUUGGAAGAAUUUGCCUAGUGGAUGAAUGCUAUGAAAGACCCAAUUCCAUUAGCCGAAGGGUCGGUUAAUCUUGGUAAAUUGGGAACGACUUAAAUCAGAAAGCAGAAGAACUGCAUGAUCAAUUCAGUGAUGGGUCAGACAAUAGGGAAAAAAAGAAAAGAAAGCCACCAUCUCAGCAGAGAUUCCACAGAGGAACAUCAGACUUCAUGUCCCAAGUAUGGCUGUGAAGUGACUUUGCAGGCUGAAACUCAUAGGAGAUUUUGGGCUGGAAGUGGCAUCAAUAAGAAUAAGGCAAUGGUUGAGCAUUUGCAGCACUAUGGUGUGAUCAGAUCAAAGAAGGUGGCAGAAGUGAUGGAGACCAUAGAUAGGGCUUUGUUUGUACCUGAUGGGACCUCACCCUACAUCGACAGCCCCAUGCCAAUAGGCUACAAUGCCACUAUUUCUGCACCUCAUAUGCAUGCAACAUGUCUUGAAUUAUUGGAGGAAAAUUUGAAGCCUGGGAUGCAUGCUCUAGAUGUUGGUUCAGUUAAUUCUGCAGGAACGGGAUAUUUGACAGCAUGCUUUGCGCUGAUGGUUGGGCCAGAAGGUCAUGCAGUUGGCGUGGAACACAUUCCUGAGUUGGUUGAUUCUUCUGUUGAAAAUAUUCAGAAAAGUGCAGCUGCUACAUUGCUCAAGGAAGGUUCUCUAUCCGUUCAUGUUGGAGAUGGAAGGUUGGGAUGGCCAGAGUUUGCGCCUUACGACACCAUCCACGUUGGAGCAGCGGCCCCAGAAAUUCCACCAGCCCUGAUAGAGCAGUUGAAGCCCGGGGGCAGGAUGGUGAUUCCAGUUGGGAACAUAUUCCAGGACUUGAAGGUGGUUGACAAGAAUCCAGACGGUUCAGUGAGUAUUCGGAGUGAGACUUCCGUGCGCUAUGUUCCCCUGACAAGCCGAGAAGCUCAGUUGCGCGGCUAGCGGCGAUGAGACGGGUAUCUGGAAGCUCUAAUCCUAAUGAUGAAUCAUCAUCCAGGUAAAUAUAGAAGGAAACGCAGUGUGGGUGUGGGUGUGGGUGUGGGUGUGUGUGUGUGUGUUUGGCUUGUGGGGUCAGGUGAAUGAAUCCGGAUCCCAUCUCAUGGCUUCUUCCCUUCUCUCGCCUGGGUAGACGUCUUUUUGUCUAUAGGAAAUGUUAUUUUGUACAGACGAAACAACACUAAUACUGCAUGUGCUUCCUGGAAUAAUUGGCAAGUAUAUCCUGGUUUCUAGUUGCACCUAUUUCACCUUGAAA
Molecule: messenger RNA, 1516 nt
Organism: Diospyros lotus (date-plum)
Lineage: Eukaryota; Viridiplantae; Streptophyta; Magnoliopsida; Ericales; Ebenaceae
Product: protein-L-isoaspartate O-methyltransferase 1-like
Exons: 7
Coding region: 370-1206 (278 amino acids)
Biological process (GO): protein modification process
Cellular component (GO): cytoplasm
Molecular function (GO): protein-L-isoaspartate (D-aspartate) O-methyltransferase activity
Source: RefSeq, a predicted model, not a curated record